CUCCGUUUCCCUCUCGCCAUCUUCUUCCUUUCUCUCUCAUCGUUCACGACAACGAUGGGGAACAGUGCGUCCUCGUCAGGACGUGGCCCCCAUGACGACACCGUAGAUUUUGGGUUUCUUACCCCGCAGGGCGUUUACACCGGUCAAAGGGACUGGAAUGAGUCGAUUGUCGGCCAACUCAUCUGCGAGCGUAAGCUCGCUCCAUUUUACCGCCCACUCGAGGACUAUGACCCCUCCUGGGACGACGAACGGAUACUGGCAGCUCGGAAGGAGCCACCUAAUCUAAACGGUGACGCGACCGAAUCCAUACGCUCAGAGGCCUCUAGCACUUCCAAGCACGGACAUCACAAGCGGCCAAGUAACGUCAAGGAUGUUACACGCUCGCCGGAGGCUGCCAUCUACCGUGGCGCUGUAGAAUGCCCAAUUUGUUUCCUAUAUUACCCCUCUAAUAUCAACAAGUCACGAUGUUGCGAUCAAGCCAUUUGUACCGAAUGUUUUGUCCAAAUCAAACGCUCCGAGCCCACCGUCACUCACCUCCAGUCUGAUCCCGCAUGCUGUCCAUAUUGUGUCCAAGAAUAUUUCGGCGUUGUAUAUACUCCUCCUCGAUGGCGUGCAGGUAUUGGAAGCGAGGGAUGGAAUGCUCCGUCUUGGCCCGAGCAGGGCUCGAACGAGCAACCACCCAUCGGAAUGCAGAAGCGCCGCAAGAGCUUCGGUGCGGACAGUAGCGAGGUUGUCACUACAGGUAUUUGUUCUUCCAUUAACAUCUUGGAGAAGUUUAGACUCAAGGGAGUACACGGUUCAGAUCAAAUACGUCCCGACUGGGAAUCUAAACUGGCAGCAGUUAAGGCUGCUGCUGCUCGGCGUGCCAACAGACGUAUCAUCAUGAGGCAAGUUGGCGAUCGACUUAUUCCUGUCGGAGUCACCAGUGGCCGCGUGCAUGCACUCCCAGCCGAAGGUGGCGAGCCUGCUACUGGCGAUGGCUCGGGAAGUCGGAGAUCACGUAGGCGGCAGCAAAAUGAGCUCAAUCACUUAUUGGGAUCUAUGGGACUAGGAGGACAAGAUCUGGAAGAGCUGAUGGUCAUGGAAGCCAUGCGACUUUCACUUCUCGAGCACGAGGAACAGCAGCGUCGUGAAGCUCAACAACGAACACAGAACGGUGGUGAAGGUUCCAGUGCUGCGCAAUCACCGAGCGAGGAGCCAGCUCAGCCAGCCUCCGAGGAGCCAAGUGCCGCAGCUCACUCCUCCUCAAUCUCAAUCUCCUUCAAUGCAGCGGGAGACCGUGUACCUGCUUCCUCUCACUCUGCUUCACCUUCUCCGAUCAGCACUACUCGUCCAGGUGCCUCCGCCAAUCCCACACCGCCUAACGGAUCCACCCCUCCAUCCCCAGCUACACCGCAACCCAUACCUGGAACCAUUACACCUGUCAUUGUUCCUUCACCAGAACCAGCUGAAGAGGCGGCGGUUAGCGACGUAUCGGUCGGCCAUGAAAAUGCUCAUGAUGAACCAGGCGAACCGGUAGACCUACGCGGGGCACCUCACCCUCCUGCUACUCCUACUCCGUCUUCGUCAGCCUCAGCAAACCCGAGUCUCACGGUGCCUGUCGAGCUCGGUUCGCGUCAAAUGAGUAUCGGAUCAAGUAUCGUCUCCGAACCGUCGGUAUCAUCACCGAUAGAUGAACAGGAUGGCGGGAGCGGGAAAGGAAAGGGUAAAGAGAAGGAAGGCGCGGGAUAUUCGAUGUUGGCGUCGUCAGAGGAGUCAUUGGUAGCAAGGGCUCCGCUAUUGAGGUCAGAGACGAUGAAUACGACGUUCACCCAGGCAACGCAUGGAGAUGGCGAGGAAGCAGACGGCUCAUUGUAGGCGAUUGACGUCUACAGAUGCCGGUGUGGGAUGUGGUGUAAUUUUAGUAUCUUUCUACGUGGACGUUUUAUGCGCUAAGCUUGGGACGGAUAGGAUGGUACGUCUGUAAGUAUGGAUGCUUUGCUCACGGUGUAGUCUGAGCUCCUUUGGGUCGGUAUGGUCUUCUCUUCAACGCAGAAUCGUGAUGGGAGGACCGCAGACCGUUGGGCGAAUCAGGCAUUGUACAUUUCGUACCAUCCUCACCAUCGAUGUCUCUACAUUUCACACCUCGCCUUUUUGACUUCAGGUUCUCUGUUUUUUAGUUUCUCUCCAUCUCUGAUCGUCCAGUUGUGCACACCUGUCUGUUCAUGCCACUCGUCGCUCUCCUUGUAGCUUAAUACACUAGAGUUCCUCUUUGCAUUCUCAUCCUGCUGAUAAUGACUUCAUUCUAAUGAUUCGC
Stereum hirsutum FP-91666 SS1 is the source of this 2296-nucleotide messenger RNA. RefSeq lists its product as uncharacterized. The record is from RefSeq and is a predicted model, not a curated record. Bases 55 to 1857 code for a protein of 600 amino acids. Gene Ontology annotation, cellular component: cytoplasm. Lineage: Eukaryota; Fungi; Basidiomycota; Agaricomycetes; Russulales; Stereaceae. The transcript is spliced from 4 exons.